Molecule: messenger RNA, 629 nt
Organism: Drosophila novamexicana
Lineage: Eukaryota; Metazoa; Arthropoda; Insecta; Diptera; Drosophilidae
Exons: 2
Coding region: 96-446 (116 amino acids)
Source: RefSeq, a predicted model, not a curated record
AAUUCGCAUAGUAAUUAAAUAAAAAAAAUUAAUAAGCACAGAUCAACUGUCAACGUCCUCAUUAGAAGUGCGUUUAGUAUUAACACGCCAACAGAAUGGUUCAAGAAAAAUUCAACCAUAAGUGGCAGCUGCUGCUGACGGCGCUGCUGCUGGUCGCGUGCCUCUCGAUCUGCGUCCAGGGCCGACCGUCGCCGGACGCUGACGUUGGGCCUGGUGCUGCGGCACAGCUGCUGGUGGACCCCAGCGAAUAUCCCGGCAAUCUGCCGCCGGAGACCAUUCUGAAGGUGCAACAGUGCGAAAAGGACCAGACAACCAUGGAGCUGUGCAUGCGCUGCGCCAAGGUGACCAAAUCGGAGAUCAUCUAUCCCAUGUGCUGCAACAACGACGAUAGCGUCAAGGACUGGUGCCACGACUAUGUGUAUUAUGGCGACGACGAGAGCUACUAGCUGCUGGCGAGGAUGGCCCCAGAUGAGGUCGUUGUCUCUUAGGAUACUUACUUGCUGAAAUCUAAUAAAAUUCCUUGUAUCCUGCAAACACUGCGGGUCUAUUGGCUGUGAUAUUUAAGGCAAUAUUAAUGUUUAUACUUACACAAAACUACUUAUAACUAGAAAUAAAUAACCUUUGCGCUU